Molecule: messenger RNA, 6685 nt
Organism: Drosophila yakuba
Lineage: Eukaryota; Metazoa; Arthropoda; Insecta; Diptera; Drosophilidae
Gene: dnc
Product: cAMP-specific 3',5'-cyclic phosphodiesterase
Exons: 13
Coding region: 2579-5791 (1070 amino acids)
Biological process (GO): signal transduction
Cellular component (GO): perinuclear region of cytoplasm; nucleus; cytosol
Molecular function (GO): 3',5'-cyclic-AMP phosphodiesterase activity
Source: RefSeq, a predicted model, not a curated record
GAGCAGCAACAACAGCACAGCGGCAAGAGCAAAACAUCGCAACAUCGUAGCAGCAGUGGCAGCAGCAGCAGCAACAGCAACAUCACUGUGGCAACCGCAACAGCGCAGCAGCAACAUCAGCAGCACGUGUGCCCUGUGCCCCAAAGUGCGUUUCCAUUUGCAAAGAGCAAAGUUUUUCUUUUUUUUUACAAGUGUUACUUUUUGUUAGUGUGUGCACCCAAAGUGCUCGAGAAAACGUAAGAAUCGUAAGAAUAAAUACAAAAUAAUUGCGAAAAUAAUGCCGUACCACACGAAAAAUAGUAAAAGCAAAUCAAAGUGCACAACUGUUAAGUGAAGUGAAGUGAUCGCCGUAGAAACACUUGAGACUUGAGACUCGGACUAUAACUAAACCAGACUGCUUGCUGCAGGGCCCCAUAAAACCUAAAAAGGUAUCUCCGGAAAACAAAUAAUAAAAGUACGGGGGCGUCGAGUUUGUCAAAUCCAGAUCAAGAAUAGCCAAAUGACAAAUUCCAUAAAUGGCCAUCCUAUGGAAAUAAGAAAUAAAAUUAAUCGCUUUUCGAGAUAGUUAUCAUCGGUUUUCGUAUAAGCGAUUCGCUGAUUAUUCGGCUCCAAGUAUUUGUUGUUAAAAUCUAAAAGAAGUGUUCGGUGAUUAACAAUACUUGAAGGGCUAGGGGAAAAUCUCUAAAUGCGGCAUUCCCCGAGGAAGAUUUGAAGAUCAAAGGGUGAGGUAGAUGGGGAAGGAAUAGGAAAUGCAGUGGAAGAAAAGUAAAUCGCGAGAGAUUUCACAACACAGAAAUACAAAUCUGUGAUGUACUUCUUAAACAUUUCUAUACAUAUCAGAUAUUUACCUUGUGAAUCAUAAUUCGCUUACGAUAAAGACAUUUCUAUACACAAAACUGUAUAGCUUUAGGACCACUAAAGGAAAGUUCUUUGAUCCCUUAAGUUCGAUCAAAAGUUUCGAUGACUCAAAAACAAAUCACAAUUGCUAAAAAGCAAACAAAAGACAAGAAACUAGUCAAAGUUUUGAUAUCACUUGCUAUCGUGCGCAAACAGCAACAACAAUUAGCGUAAUAAACGUAUAAACUGUAUAAAAAAUGUGUCGAAUACCCGGAUACCACAGAGGGUAAAUCUGAAGGGGGAAAACACAUAUUUUAACUGAGAAGUCCACUUCUGGCAGCUUCUGUGUGUCGUUUCUCUUUAAUUUGUUUUAGUUGUUUUAUUCUUUGUCUUUUUCUCUUUAUUAUUAUAUUUCACUUACUUUGCCCUCACUUAGUCAGCCGAACGAAAGGCGAAAUGCGGCCGUCUGUCUAAGAAUUUUUGGCAGCAAUCAAAAUUAUUAGACGUCGUCCACAUAGAAAGCCCCCGAUGGCAACAACUGUGCCACACAAUGGGCUAUGAAAAUUAACACAUUUUGACGAACUUAUGUGCGGCUGGCAAAACAAUUUAAAAAUAUGUCUUUUCUUUUCCUUCCCCGAGAUCAAGAAAACUAAAUGGGACACACCUGCAAUUGAACGAAUUUUAGGAAUUAGGAGCUUUCUCUAACAUAUUAUCUUCUCUAAGCUAAAAGGCCCAACUAAAUAAAUAUUAAAGUGGUCUAUAGGAAACAGAGAGAUGCUGUCAAAUUCCCCAAAAAAUCACCCCAGAGAAUUAUGAAAAAGAAAGUUUUUUGCUAAUCCAGUAUAAAAGCCAAGAUGCCCCAAGCAAAAAGGAAAAACCCAAAAAAAAAAAAAAAUAAUAAAAUAAAUGAAAACAGACAGGGAGCCAGAGGAAUUCGUCAAAAUUGAAAUGCUUGUGGGUUUGCUGUCUAAGUGCUCGUCUCGCAUAAUUAACGCAUUCCCUGGUGCAAUAAAUGCUGUAUGGCAAUGAGGUAUCUGGUAUCUCGUAUCUUGAAGAUAUAUUCCUGAGGAUGUGGAUGUGAAUGUGGAUGAGGAUAAGGAUGGGGGUCACAUAAUCACCAUGUUAGCUGGGCUUAAAAUUCAUUUCGCUGGCAACAAAAUAGCGGCGAACACAAGACCGAAAACACAGAACUUAUUUAUAAAACUGAGCAGUCGAGUGGAUGAAUAUGCCGCUCCUUCCGCCCGCUCCCGUACUUUAUUUAUUUUGUUUGUUAUUUUUUUCGUUGCGUUUGGGCCCUGAAACGAACGGAACGAUAAAAAUAAACCAAAAACCAAACUGCGGACGAGACAAAACUGUAUUUCACCAAAAAAAAACAAAAAAAAAGAAAAGCAACCAAAAACACGAAAAGUCGCAAAGGUGUAAAAUAUAUAUUGAAAAUGUUGAAUUUCCCCUUUGUUUGCAUUGCGCGUUAAUUUCCACAGCAGCAGAGAUAAAUACAUAAAACGCCGAGAAAUUCAAGAGAAAAGGCAGAAAAAAGUUAAGGCUAAAAAGCAAUUAAAACAAAUUGUGCCGUAAGUCAAGUCGGUGGGCUUACAGCCCAGUCCCCCGCAAAAAAAAACAAAGAAAACUGAAAAAAAAAACUCCGAAAUACACAAGGAACCACCGCAGGAUCCACAGGACACAGUACCACCCACCGAUCCCAAAAGAAGCGUACGCGAAAAACGUGAAAUAAAAGGAAACCAUGUCCCAGGAGAGUAAUGGUGGCCAAGCAGCAUCAGGAGGAGGUGGCGGAGGAGUAGGAGGCGGUGGAACUGGAGCUGGAGCAGCAGCACCACCACAAUACAUAAUAACCACACCCAGCGAGGUGGAUCCCGACGAAGUGCGCUCCAUGGCCGAUUUGGAGCUGGGAUCCCCCGAAAAGCAGGUGCAGGUACAGAGCCAAAAGUUCUCCAGCACAUCGAGCACCACCAAGGUGGCCACGCACUCCUUUUCGAUGAGCAGUAGUGCCGGCACUACUGUGCAACAAAGCAAACAGGAUAGCGCCCAGCAAAUCCAGCAGAUUCAACAGCUUCAGCAACUCCAGCAGCAGCAGCAAUCCCAGAGAAUCAUAUCCAGCUCGACGAGGAGUCAGAGCCUGCAGUCCAGCACGAUUGUGGGCGAGGCCACCACCAUUUCGAGCGGAGCCGCCCAGAUGCUCAGUUCCUCGGCGGCGGCUUCGCUGGCCCAGCAGCUGAAGGCCCAGAGCUCCACCUCGAUCAUCACCAGCAGCGAGCAGAGGACCAGCACGAGCACCAGCAGCAGCAGCAGCACCCGCUACAUAGCCAGCGGCUCCAGCAACCUGGCCGGCGGCAACUCCAACUCGGCCAGCAGUAAGACUCGCUUCCAGAGUUUCCUCCAGCAGCCGGAGGGUGCCCACGGAUUUCUGACGGCCCACCAGAAGCACGUACGCCAGUUUGUGCGCUCCACAUCGGCGCACUCGGAGGCGGCAGCCGGAAUGGCUGGAACACGGCCUGAGAAGUGCAUCCGAAGCGCCUCCACCCAGAUCGAUGAUGCCAGUGUGGUUGGCGGUGUGGAAUCGGCCGGCAACUUGACUGACAGCUCCGCCACCGGUGGAUCCAUGCAGCUGUCGAUGAGCAAGCUGGGCCUGCAGCAGUCCUCCUCCAUUCUGAUCUCCAAGUCGGCGGAAACGAUCGAGAUGAAGAGCUCGUCGGCGGGCAUGCGCACCCAGUUGACCUUGAGCGGUGGCUUCUUGGCGCCGCCGGGCAGUCGCAAAAUUACCAUCUUGAGUCCCAUACACGCGCCGCCCGGUCUGCACGAUAUGCUCAAGCGGGCCCAAGGACGAUCGCCACUCUCGCCCAGGAUCAGCUUCCCCGGCAGCGAUUCGGACCUCUUUGGCUUCGAUGUAGAAAAUGGCCAGGGCGCUCGAUCACCGCUCGAGGGCGGCUCUCCCAGCGCCGGUUUGGUACUACAGAAUUUGCCGCAGCGCCGCGAAUCGUUUCUAUAUCGCUCAGAUUCGGACUUUGAGAUGUCGCCAAAGUCCAUGUCCCGAAACUCAAGCAUCGCUAGCGAAAGGUUUAAAGAACAGGAAGCCUCUAUACUCGUUGACCGAUCCCACGGCGAGGAUCUCAUUGUGACGCCUUUCGCCCAAAUUUUAGCCAGCUUACGUUCAGUGCGCAACAAUUUAUUAAGUCUGACAAAUGUUCCAGCAUCAAACAAAUCCAGGCGGCCCAACCAAUCCUCGUCGGCCUCGCGAUCGGGAAACCCCCAAGGAGCCCCGCUGUCCCAGGGCGAGGAGGCCUACACCCGCCUGGCCACCGACACCAUCGAGGAGCUAGACUGGUGCCUCGACCAGCUGGAGACCAUCCAGACCCAUCGCAGCGUCUCCGACAUGGCCUCGCUCAAGUUCAAACGCAUGCUCAACAAGGAGCUGUCGCACUUCAGCGAGUCCAGCAGAUCGGGAAAUCAGAUUUCCGAAUAUAUAUGUUCCACUUUUUUGGACAAGCAGCAGGAGUUCGACUUGCCCUCGCUGCGCGUGGAGGAUAACCCGGAACUGUUGGCCGCCAACGCAGCCGCUGGUCAGCAGUCCGCCGGACAGUAUGCGCGCUCCCGCUCGCCGCGCGGCCCGCCCAUGUCGCAGAUCAGCGGCGUGAAGAGGCCACUGUCGCACACGAACAGCUUCACCGGCGAACGGCUGCCCACCUUCGGUGUGGAGACACCCAGGGAAAAUGAGCUGGGCACCCUGCUCGGCGAACUGGACACCUGGGGCAUUCAGAUAUUCAGCAUCGGCGAAUUCAGCGUCAAUCGACCGCUCACCUGUGUGGCAUACACCAUAUUUCAGAGUAGAGAAUUACUGACCAGUCUUAUGAUACCACCGAAAACUUUUCUUAACUUUAUGUCUACUCUGGAGGACCACUACGUCAAAGACAAUCCGUUUCACAAUUCACUGCAUGCCGCCGACGUGACCCAAAGCACCAACGUGCUACUCAACACACCGGCGCUGGAGGGCGUAUUCACACCGCUCGAAGUGGGCGGGGCGCUGUUCGCCGCUUGCAUCCACGAUGUUGAUCAUCCCGGCUUAACCAAUCAGUUCUUGGUUAACUCAAGUUCCGAACUAGCAUUAAUGUACAAUGACGAAUCUGUUUUGGAAAAUCAUCAUUUAGCUGUUGCCUUUAAAUUAUUACAAAAUCAAGGAUGUGAUAUAUUCUGUAAUAUGCAAAAGAAACAACGCCAAACAUUGAGGAAAAUGGUUAUUGAUAUUGUGCUGUCUACGGACAUGUCCAAGCACAUGAGUCUGCUGGCCGACCUUAAGACAAUGGUGGAAACCAAGAAGGUGGCCGGCUCCGGCGUACUGCUGUUGGACAACUACACCGAUCGCAUACAGGUGCUUGAGAAUCUGGUGCACUGCGCCGAUCUGAGCAAUCCCACCAAGCCGCUGCCGCUUUACAAGCGCUGGGUAGCCCUGCUCAUGGAGGAGUUCUUCCUACAGGGCGACAAGGAGCGCGAAUCGGGCAUGGACAUCAGUCCCAUGUGCGACCGCCACAAUGCCACCAUCGAGAAGUCGCAGGUGGGCUUCAUCGACUACAUCGUCCACCCACUUUGGGAGACCUGGGCGGACCUGGUGCACCCGGAUGCCCAGGAUAUACUCGACACGCUUGAAGAGAACAGAGACUACUACCAGAGCAUGAUACCGCCCUCGCCGCCGCCAUCGGGCGUCGAUGAGAAUCCGCAGGAGGACAGGAUACGCUUUCAAGUAACCCUUGAGGAGUCCGACCAGGAAAACCUCGCCGAGCUGGAGGAGGGCGACGAGAGUGGUGGGGAGAGCACCACCACUGGCACCACCGGAACCACCGCCGCCUCCGCGCUAAGCGGGGCUGGUGGCGGUGGCGGUGCAGGCGGGGGUGUGGCACCUAGAACGGGUGGCUGCCAAAACCAACCGCAACACGGUGGAAUGUGACGGAGAGUCGUGGGAAUUUAUCGCAAAUUACAGGAAAAGGCUCACAACUUUUUCCUAUUACGUUAGUGACUACUAUUAACACAAAAAAAAACCAAACAAAAACCUAAAACAAAAAAAAACAAAGAAAAACUCUUGGAAAAAAUGCAAAAAAAAAAAUACAAAAAAAAACCAAAAACCCAAGUAAGGAAAUAUUAUACCAAUGUUUAAAUGCAUACAAAAAUCCAAACAGCAAUAGCAAAACUACCGUUAAACCUUUAAAGUCUAGAGAAAAUCGACAAAGGAAAAGAAGUUUACUUAAUGGAACCCGAGAUUGAUGUUAAAAAUACACUGAAAAAUGGAGGAGGAGGCAGAGCUAACUAAGAAAAAUCAAUAAGUACAUAUUGUUAAACACAUAGACACACUAAAUUCAAGACAAAGCAAAGAUAAUGAGAAAAAAAAUUGAUAAGUAAUAAUAAGACGAUACCAAAACUCCCGCCCCAAACCCUAAGAAACCCUCUCUUACCCCUCCCCUUUAUAUAUACAAUUUUUGUUGCAUGUGUAGGAAAAUGAUUUUUGUCAAAUUCAUCUGAAGUAGUAUAUCAAUCAGAGGAAGGCCCGUAGCAGAGUCUCCUCUUUUAAUCCAUUGACUAAAGUGAAAUAUUUAACGCAGAGAAUCAGGCAAACGAAAAGGAAUAAUUAAUACGACCUAGCUUAAGAGAAGUUAUUAAGUUUUUAAUGUUUUGCAUGCACCAAAUAGAUUUAUUUUACUUGAUUGAAAACGCUAGAUCUAACUGAUAAACUGAUAACAGCAGCACAUGGAGUUUUUUAUAAUUUAGACCACAGCGAUAGAAGCGAAAGAAAAUCAACCAUGUAAAGUGUAAAAACCCAGUGAAUUAAACCAAAAUUGAAAGCCAA